AACAAGCCCUGAAACCACGCGCUUCUAUAGCCUGCGCAAGCGCCGCAAACUCGGAUGCUACAGCCGUCGCCGCCGCCGCAUCCUCCGGCACUACUGCCCGGCUUCCUUUCUGGAAGACGUACAUUUCACGCAAGCCGUUGCUGCUACAGGCUCUCUUCGACUGCCUGACGCAUAUUCGCACUCAGGGAGGGCCCCUGCCUGACGUCAUCGACGUGGCCAUGGUGUACGUCUCCUCUGAAUAUUUGGAGGUCGCGGUCGCCACGGACGCCUUUCGCACUUUUUGCAACUUUUUGGGACAUCCGGACUUCGGGUCUCUUGUGCAGGCGUUGCGGGCGGAGUUACCCGGCCUCAAAAACGUGUUUGGAUGUACGGGUUUUGGAGUCAUCGGGGUGGAUGAGGAGGGUGCUCUGGAGGUUGAGGCUCAACCCGCCCUCAGCCUUUCUCUGGUAUCCAUUCCACAGGCCGAAGUGAUUGUACGGCACUUGGACGAGACGAACGUACCUGACGGAGAUGCGCCUCCGGAUCGCUGGUCUGCCGUACUCGGAGUACCCGCCUUCCCGGAAAGCCCCCUGUCGCUGGUGGUGCUGUCAGAUCCCUCCUUCGCUGCCGUACAGGAUCUACUGGGGGGACUGGAUUUCGCCUUUCCCACGGCCGCAAAGAUUGCAAGUACGGCACUACCUGCCACAUCUGCUGUUGCCACCGCCGCCGCUACUACCAUUGACACCGCCAGUGAGCCCGGCAGUAGCAGCAGCAGUAGCAGAGCCGGCGGUGGUGGUGGUGGUGGUGGUGGUGGUGGUGGUGAUGGUGGUGGUGAUGGUAUAGGGGUUUUCACACGCGGCGUAGUCGUUAUGUCCAUUUUCGGGGAGGUUCAGAUGGACCUAAUGAUUGCACAGGGUUGCCGCCCCCUCACCUCCACCACCUGGACCGUUGACCACGUUGACCCGGCUAACCCCUCCCGCGUCACGGCGCUGUCCGCCCCGAGUGUAGCCCGGGGGAGAUCGCUAAGGGCACUGGAGGCGUUUCAAAUAGAGCUGCAGUCCGUGCUCAGCGGUAUGAGCGAGGCUCAGCUUCGUAAGACGGUGGCCAACCUGACGGUGGGAGUCGCCCCGGAGGGGCUGAAGGCCUCCCUGGAGCCGCACGACUUUCUCAUUCGGGCGCUUCGCGGAUUUGAUUCCGAACAGAGCCUGGUGGUGGGGGAGUACUUGAGGGUGGGACAGAGAAUACGAUUCAUGGUACGAGACAAGCAGGGCGCUCAGGAAGAUCUCACUUCGCACGGCCUGUCGUACAAGCGCAAGCAGCUGCAGGGGGGCGCUGCGGAGCAGCCCCCACCGCCCUUCGGCAUGUUCAUGUUCACAUGCAACGGCCGCGGGUCUGGACUGUACGGCGAGGACUCGUACGACGCCCGUACAAUGUCGUCGUACGUGCCGGUGCCGUGCGCGGGUUUUCAGUGCAAUGGUGGGAACGGCCACCCCGGCCGCCGCCCCGUCGUCAUCAUCAUCAUUGCCAUCACCAUCAUUGCCACCGACACCGACAGCUUUACCGCCUUCAUCGCCUGA
Volvox carteri f. nagariensis is the source of this 1556-nucleotide messenger RNA. RefSeq lists its product as uncharacterized. Gene Ontology annotation, biological process: protein polyubiquitination; positive regulation of proteasomal ubiquitin-dependent protein catabolic process. The record is from RefSeq and is a predicted model, not a curated record. The annotation marks the transcript as partial. NCBI's taxonomy places the organism in Eukaryota, Viridiplantae, Chlorophyta, Chlorophyceae, Chlamydomonadales, Volvocaceae. The transcript is spliced from 14 exons.